CAGACACGCCUUUUUCUCCAUUUCCUGAAUCCGGCUCACUAAAGCCGACAUGGACGAUUUAAAACACUUCAAAACCUCACACUUGACAGAAAGUUGAGCGCCAUCGUGCUGUUUUGUGAGGACACCCACGAAUUGGCGGCGUGGGCGGAGUCAGGAUGAGUGCCAUGCCGCUGUUGACUGAGACGCUGAUCAAGCAGUCGCAGCAGAAAAAAAAGAUCUCGCCGCUGAACUACAAAGAGAGAGUUUUCGUCCUGACCAAGAGCCAACUGAUCUACUACAAUGGAAAAAUCAAGGAAAACUGCAUAAAGGGCAACGUUGAGCUUAGCCGCAUCAAAUGUGUUGAGACUGUCAAAAAUGAAGAUGGAAUCAUCCCCUGCCAGAAUAAAUAUCCAUUCCAGGUGGUGUAUGACACAUACACUCUGUACGUGUUCACUCCCAGCGAGAGCAGCCGGAGUCUGUGGGUCAAGACCCUCAAAGAGAAGAUCAAAAACAACUCCACCAUCAUGCCAAAGUUCCACCCAAAGUUCUGGCUGGAGGGGGCGUGGCUCUGCUGUCGCCAGGUGGAUAAACUGGCUCCCGGCUGUGAGGAGUACAAUCUUUUCGGAGAGAGUUCUAAAAAAGCUAUACUCCCAGUUCCUAGACAGGAGCGUUCAGACAGGAAGCGGCGGACGCCUCCUCCCCUCCCGCCGGCUCCGGAGCGAGAAGAGGGUCGUGACCUUAAGGAGGAGGUGGUGGUGGCGUUGUACAAUUUCCAGGGAACAGAACCCCAUGAUCUGGGUUUGGUCAAAGGAGAUGAGUAUGUCAUUCUGGAGAAAUGUGACGUCAACUGGUACAAGGCGCGCGACAAGCACGGCAUGGAAGGCUACAUCCCAAGUAACUACGUAACGGAGAAGAAAUCCGGGAACCUAGUGCACUUUGUUUGGUACAGUAAAAAUAUCAACAGGAACAAGGCAGAAGAGCUGCUGAGGAAAGAGCACAAAGAAGGAGCCUUCAUUGUCAGAGAUUCCAGCAUUCCAGGAACCUACACGGUCUCCGUCUAUGCAAAGUCCGCUGCAGGGGAAGGAGUUUCUGGUAUAAAACAUUACCACAUCAAGCAGACGCGAGGCUUGCGCAGCCAGUUUUACCUGGCUGAGAAACACCUGUUCAGUUCAAUCCCAGACCUCAUCGAGUACCACAAACACAAUGCAGCAGGUCUUGCAACCAGGUUAAGAUACCCUGUGGGACAACAGGACACGUUUGCCCCAUCCACUGCCGGAUUUAGCUAUGAGAAGUGGGAGAUCAACCCCAGCGAGCUGACCUUCAUGAAGGAGCUGGGCAGUGGUCAGUUUGGUCUGGUGAGACUCGGCAAGUGGAGGGGUCAACACAAAGUGGCCAUUAAAGCCAUCAGAGAGGGAGCCAUGUAUGAGGAGGACUUCAUUGAGGAAGCCAAGGUCAUGAUGAAACUCUCCCACCCCAAACUGGUUCAGCUGUAUGGCGUGUGCAGCCAGCAGCGGCCCAUUUACAUCGUGACUGAGUUCAUGGAGCUCGGCUGCCUGGUGAACUUCCUUAGGCAAAGGCGGGGUAAAUUCAACGUGGGGUCCCUGCUGAGUAUCUGCCUGGAUGUCAGUGAGGGGAUGGAGUACUUGGAGAGCAACGGCUUCAUCCACAGAGAUCUGGCUGCAAGAAACUGUCUGGUGAAUGAAUCUCUGGUCAUCAAAAUCUCUGAUUUCGGCAUGGCCAGAUAUGUGUUAGAUGACCAGUACACAAGUUCAUCAGGUUCCAAGUUCCCGGUGAAGUGGUCACCUCCAGAAGUCUUUAACUUCUGCAGAUACAGCAGCAAAUCAGACAUCUGGUCGUACGGUGUAUUGAUGUGGGAGGUUUUCACGGAGGGUCGGAUGCCGUUUGAACAUAAUCAGAACUUUGAAGUUGUUAGUUUGGUAACCAAAGGUCAGCGACUCUACAGGCCCAAAAUGGCCCCACCCUGCAUCUAUGACAUCAUGAAUCUCUGCUGGCAGGAGAGACCAGAGGAGCGCCCAUCAUUCUCUCAACUCUGUUUGACGUUCUCAAAUAUGCUGGAGGCUGAUACGCCGCCUUCCAACUGAUCAACUAUCCAAUCUGACGCUCCCACAGUCCAAGAGGUGGUUAAAGUUUGAUGUUCUUCUGGUGUUGCGGUAGUUGUUGCUGAAGAUAAAAGCACAAGUAUCAAGAUGACAACAACGAGAACAACGUAAUGCAAUCGCCUGGAACUGAUCAAGGAGGUGGCAGUGUCAGACCAGACCGCUGAAGACUACUCAUGGACCAAUCACAUCUGUUAAUAUUUUUAAAUGAUGUCAGAGUUCCUGGCGUGUGUUCGGCCACAAGAGCUUGUAAAUGUGAGAAGAUCGUGUGCUGGUUUCAGGUGGAAGCCACAAAACAGAAACUGCAAACACAGAUACAGCAACAACCCAGAUAAUAC
Thalassophryne amazonica is the source of this 2434-nucleotide messenger RNA. It is a transcript of the gene tec, whose product is annotated as tec protein tyrosine kinase. Gene Ontology annotation, biological process: peptidyl-tyrosine autophosphorylation; T cell receptor signaling pathway; intracellular signal transduction. The transcript is spliced from 18 exons. NCBI's taxonomy places the organism in Eukaryota, Metazoa, Chordata, Actinopteri, Batrachoidiformes, Batrachoididae. Gene Ontology annotation, molecular function: non-membrane spanning protein tyrosine kinase activity; ATP binding; protein binding. The coding region runs from base 156 to 2081 and encodes 641 amino acids. The record is from RefSeq and is a predicted model, not a curated record.